AUGAGCAAUCCAGACGAGAUCAAUAUCUCCAUCGAUCGUGGUGGCACAUUCUGCGAUGUUCUCGUCCAGGUCACCGGGCAACCCGACCGUGUGUUUAAACUCUUAUCGGAAGACCCUGGCAAUUACAGCGAUGCCCCGACCGAAGCCAUCCGGAGAGCACUUGAAGUUAUUGAGGAUCGGCAUAUUGCAAAAACCGAAAAGCUUGAUGGCUCCCGGAUUUCCUCUUGUCGCAUAGGCACAACGCUGGCGACCAAUGCUUUACUGGAAGGAAAAGGAGAAAGGUUCGCGUUCAUCACUACGAAGGGAUUCAAGGAUGUGUGUGUUAUCGGUGACCAAACGCGACCGAAGCUCUUUGAUCUGAACGUUCGCAAAGCCUCUGCGUUGCAUGACAAGGUCAUGGAGAUUGAUGAAAGAGUCACUGUUGAGGAUUAUGACUUGAAUCCGUUUCCGCUUGACAAGAGCAGUGAGCUGAAAGAUCCAUCUCUUGUUCGAACCAUGAGCGGCGAGAUCAUACGAGUAAUCAAGCCCUUGGACGCCUCCGAAGUGACGGCUGCCCUUCAAAAAAUCAAGACCGAGGGGUAUGAUUCGGUCGCUAUCAGCUUCAUGCACUCGUACUUGUUUCCCGAUCAUGAAAUUCAGGCGGCAUCUCUUGCGCGGCAAAUGGGCUUCAAGUACGUGACUACGUCGUCCGAAAUAAGCCCAACAAUAAAGUUUCUGCGUCGCAGUAACUCUGUAUCCUCCGAAGCCUACCUCUACCCCAUCAUCAAGCAAUACAUCACAGAUUUCGAAGAGGGAUUCGCCACCUUGCCGAUGAGGGUUGAAUUCAUGUGCUCUGAUGGGGGAUUGCGAUCGUCUCAAAAAUUUCGAGGCAACGAGGCUCUUCUUAGUGGUCCAGCUGGUGGCGUGGUUGGAAUUGCAAAGACCUGUUUUGAUCCCAUAGAUCGCACCCCGGUCAUAGGAUUCGACAUGGGAGGUACUAGCACUGAUGUGUCUAGAUACGACGGCAAUUAUGAGUUCUUGAGUGAGACGACAAUUGCUGGCCGCAUUAUUACUGUCCCCAUGCUGAAUAUCGCGACCGUGGCUGCGGGCGGAGGCUCUAUCCUGUUUGCCCGUAACGGACUGUUUACUGUCGGCCCUGAUAGCGCCGGUGCACAUCCUGGUCCUGCUUGCUACAGGAAAGGGGGACCGCUGACUGUCACGGAUGCGAACCUCUUCCUAGGCAGAUUGGUUUUGUCGGCUUUUCCACCUAUUUUUGGAAAAGAUGCAGACGAGCCACUCGAUUAUCAGGUGACUGCUCGGAAGUUUGGGGACAUGACGAAGGAGAUCAUUAUUCAAACAGGCCAAAAUCUCUCAGCAGAAGAAGUUGCGUCGGGAUUUUUGAACGUGGCCAACGAAACAAUGAGCCGCCCAAUUCGCAAUGCGACCGAAGCCCGGGGAUUCCAUCCUGAGCAUCAUAAUUUGGUUAGCUUCGGUGGUGCUGGCGGGCAGCAUGCCUGUUCUAUUGCCACUAGGCUUGGAAUCCGACGAGUUCUAAUUCACAAACAUUCAUCCAUCCUAUCUGCCGUUGGUAUUUCUCAAGCUGAUCUGCAGUAUGAACAAGUCGAGCCAUACGUUGGUACCUUCAACCUAAGCGCCCUGCCUGGGAUUCGUGCUCGAUUCGGUGCCCUCAAAAAUAAGGUGAAAGAGGAAUUGGUCGGUCAGGGUGCUUCUGUGGAGACAAUAAAAUUUGACGAGUCACUUAGUUUAAGAUACAAGGGCACUGACACAAAUCUGGUUAUCUCGAAACCAGCUGACGAGAACUAUGGCGCUGCCUUCAGAGCGGCGCAUCUCCGAGAGUUCGCCUUCGUCUUAGAACGGGAUAUCAUUGUCGAUUCUGUCCAUGUUCGUGGAACUGGAGAUAGUAGCAGUGGUGUUCGGUCGGCUUCCCUAUUCGAAGGGUUGGAGCAGAUUUUGAACGAUCAAAACCAAGCUUUAGCAAACACUUCACAAAAAGUAUUUCUUGAGGGAGCAUGGGAAGAUGUACCGGUCCACAAACUUGAGUCCUUCUCUAACCAUGCUAUUGUGACCGGUCCAGCCUUGAUCAUCGAUUCAACCCAGACCAUCCUGGUCGAGCCACAAUGGCAAGGCUAUAUACUGCCAAGACAUGUCAUUCUUGAACGAGUAUCUGAUGCCACUCCACUCUCUCCUGAGAUCUUGUCGGAAACUAUCAACCCCAUCCAAUUGUCCAUUUUCUCGCACCGCUUCAUGUCCAUCGCCGAACAAAUGGGCAAUACGCUGCAGCGGACCUCAAUCUCUACCAGCAUCAAGGAACGCUUAGAUUUCUCUUGUGCAAUUUUCUCUCCGGAUGGAAAGCUUGUGGCUAAUGCUCCACACAUUCCAAUCCAUCUUGGUAGUAUGCAAUACGCCAUCCAGUAUCAGCAUCACCUAUGGAAUGGGAAGCUCCGCCCUGGCGAUGUACUCAUGACCAACCACCCGGAGUGUGGUGGGACGCAUCUGCCAGAUGUUACAGUUGUGACACCCGUCUUUGCAAAAGACAAUGCAACCGUUAUGUUCUAUGUGGCAGCGCGAGGACAUCAUACCGAUAUUGGUGGGAAAGGAAUUACUUCUAUGAUGCCUGAUUCGAAGGAGCUAUGGGAAGAGGGGCUGAAUGUUAAAUCCCUCAAAAUUGUCAGCCACGGAGAAUUUCUCGAGAAUGCGGUCAGGGAUGCCUUCAUUCAUGCAGGGACGUUUGCUGGGUGCAGCCCCACUCGUCGACUGGAUGACAACAUUUCUGAUAUCAAAGCCCAGAUAUCAUCUAACCAGCGAGGUAUCGUGCUUUUACAGAAGUUGUGUGACAACUUUACUAUUCCGCUCGUUCACCGGCAGAUGUACGCCAUCCAGGCCAACGCGGAAGUUGCAGUGCGACAAUUCUUCAAACACGUCAGCAAGGUGCACCCAGAACCACUCACAGCAGUAGAUUACUUUGAUGACGGGACUCCAUUGAAAGUAACGAUAGCGAUCGAUAAAGAGACGGGAAGUGCGGUUUACGACUUCAGCGGGACAGGUCCGCAAAUGUGGGGAAAUUACAAUUGCCCCGUCUCUAUCACUCAUUCUGCUGUUAUAUAUACAACUCGAUGCCUAAUGGAUGUGGAUAUCCCUCUUAACGACGGAUGCCUUGCCCCCAUUGACAUUCGCAUUCCGAAAGGGUCAGUCUUACGGCCAAGCGCAUCGGUCGCUAUUUGCGGCAGUACACUUGCGAGUCAGCGCGUGAUCGAUACGAUCCUAAGGGCAUUCGGUAGAUGCGCCGCUUUCUCUGGCUGUGCGAACAGCUUUGGCUGGGGAAUUGGUGGCAAGAACCUGAUUACAGGGGAAAUUGAGCCCGGGUGGAAUUACGGAGAAACUGUGGGCGGUGGGUGUGGUGCUGGUCCUUCAUGGCAUGGAGAGCAUGCAAUCCAGGCGCACUCGACCAACACAAAGAUUACCGAUGCGGAAGUCGUCGAGAAGCGAACUCCGGUGAUUAUUCGCCAGCACAGCAUCAACUACGGAACUGGAGGACGGGGUCAGUUUAACGGCGGAGACGGAGCCACAAGGCUCAUUGAAGCCAGGGUGCCGCUCAAAUUUAGUAUCUUGAGCGACCGACGGGUGUUUGCACCAUAUGGCAUGCAUGGGGGAGAAGAAGGAGCUGUGGGAAAGAACUUCCUCUAUCGCUGGAACGAUGAUAGGAGUGGGUUUGAGAAACUAUCCUUGGGCGGGAAGGCAGCUCUGAGCCUGGAAGCAGGAGAGAUGAUGGAAGUGAACAGUCCUGGGGGUGGUGGAUGGGGAAAUGCCACACAGACUCCGGCAAGUUAG
Messenger RNA from Aspergillus melleus, 3828 nucleotides. RefSeq lists its product as uncharacterized. Bases 1 to 3828 code for a protein of 1275 amino acids. Lineage: Eukaryota; Fungi; Ascomycota; Eurotiomycetes; Eurotiales; Aspergillaceae. The transcript has 2 exons. Gene Ontology annotation, cellular component: cytosol. The record is from RefSeq and is a predicted model, not a curated record. Gene Ontology annotation, biological process: glutathione metabolic process. Gene Ontology annotation, molecular function: 5-oxoprolinase (ATP-hydrolyzing) activity.